AUGGCACUAAGGAAUCAGAGCGGCACAGAGCAGGUGACAGAAUUCAUUUUAAUCGGCUUCCAAGUCCCCAAGUCAGUGGCAAACCUCCUCUUCGUGGUACUUCUUGCAGUCUUCCUGUUAACACUAGCUGGGAACAUCACCAUUAUCACACUGGUCUGCCUUGCCCAGCAACUCCAAACAGCCAUGUACUUCUUCCUCUGCAAUCUCUCCCUCUUGGAGAUCCUCUAUGUCUUGACACUCACCCCCAAGAUGUUGGUGAAUCUGGUUUCCUUGAACAAAACCAUCUCUUUCCUUGGCUGCGCUGCUCAAUGCUAUUUCUACUUCUUCCUUGGCACUGCCGAGUUCAUCCUCAUCUCUGUGAUGUCAUUUGACCGUUAUGUCGCCAUCUGCCACCCACUUCGCUAUGCUGUCAUUGUGAAUGGUCAUGUCUGUACCUGGUUGGUCCUAGGUUGCUGGAUAGGUGCUUUCCUUUCGACCAUUGGCCCCAUUGUCCUGCUCUUCCAGUUGUCAUUCUGUGGCUCUAAUGUCAUUGACCAUUUCUUCUGUGACUACGCCCCAUUAAUAAAACUAUCUUGCAAUGACGUACAUUUUAUUCUAGCCUUGGAGUCUAUCCUAUCUUCAGUAGUGCUUCUCAGUUCAUUGUCUGUCACUGGUGUCUCUUAUCUGUACAUUAUCACCACCAUUGUGCGUAUGCAGACUGCCAAAAGCCGUCUAAAGGCAUUUUCUACCUGCGCAUCCCACCUUACUGUAGCCUCCAUCUUCUAUGGCAGUGCAAUCUUCAUGUACUCUUUGCCCAGCCAGGGACGUUCUCGGGAUGCCCAGAAGGCGGUAGCCAUACUCACAGCUGUGGUGACCCCUUUGCUCAACCCUUUUAUAUAUACUCUGAGAAAUGAGAAGGUGAAGGAGGCCUUGAGAGACUGUCUGAAGAGGUCAACAUUGAAAUUAUAA
Molecule: messenger RNA, 948 nt
Organism: Eublepharis macularius
Lineage: Eukaryota; Metazoa; Chordata; Lepidosauria; Squamata; Eublepharidae
Product: olfactory receptor 6M1-like
Exons: 1
Coding region: 1-948 (315 amino acids)
Biological process (GO): G protein-coupled receptor signaling pathway
Cellular component (GO): membrane
Molecular function (GO): G protein-coupled receptor activity; olfactory receptor activity
Source: RefSeq, a predicted model, not a curated record